Molecule: messenger RNA, 1114 nt
Organism: Glossina fuscipes
Lineage: Eukaryota; Metazoa; Arthropoda; Insecta; Diptera; Glossinidae
Gene: PCNA2
Product: proliferating cell nuclear antigen
Exons: 2
Coding region: 129-911 (260 amino acids)
Biological process (GO): regulation of DNA replication; translesion synthesis; leading strand elongation
Cellular component (GO): PCNA complex
Molecular function (GO): DNA binding; DNA polymerase processivity factor activity
Source: RefSeq, a predicted model, not a curated record
CAAAAACAGCGUAUGGGUUCUCAUUUGUGUGCGAGAUAUUUCUCAAAGGCAUAAAAAUUUACAUUCAACAUACAACAACUUAUUCUAAGAAACAAAAGUAGAUUGUGUAUAAAUAAAAGAUUUACAAAAUGUUUGAGGCACGUUUAAUGAACGCUACUAUCCUAAAAAAAAUCUUAGAUGCCGUCAAAGAUCUGUUGAACGAAGGAACGUUUGAUUGCAGCGACUCGGGAAUUCAAUUGCAAGCUAUGGAUAAUUCUCACGUUUCUUUGGUUUCAUUGACACUGCGCUCAGAUAGCUUUGACAAAUUCCGUUGCGAUCGUAAUCUUUCAAUGGGCAUGAAUUUGGGUACUAUGGCGAAAAUAUUAAAAUGUGCCAAUAAUGAUGAUACUGUUACUAUUAAAGCCCAGGAUAACGCUGACACUGUAACCUUUAUGUUUGAAUCGCAGAAUCACGAAAAAGUAUCAGAUUAUGAGAUGAAAUUAAUGAAUUUAGAUCAAGAGCAUUUGGGAAUACCGGAUACAGAUUACUCAUGCGUUGUACGAAUGCCUUCUAUGGAGUUUGCGCGAAUAUGUCGCGAUUUGGCACAAUUCAGCGAAAGUAUGGUUAUUUGUUGCACAAAGGAAGGCGUUAAAUUCUCUGCUUCUGGGGAUUUGGGAUCGGCAAACGUUAAAUUGGCUCAAACUUCAAAUGUUGAUAAGGAAGAAGAAGCGGUAAUAAUUGAAAUGCAAGAGCCGGUUACGUUAACCUUCGCAUGCCGCUAUCUAAAUGCUUUCACUAAGGCAACACCACUCUGUAAUCAAGUCCAAUUAUCUAUGUCCGCCGAUGUACCGCUGGUAGUGGAAUAUCGCAUAUCCGAUUUGGGACAUAUACGUUAUUAUUUGGCUCCGAAAAUUGAAGAAGAUGAAAGUUAAAACGUGCUUAGAAUGCGUUUUUUCUACUAUUUCAAUACUUCUAUAGGUUUUUUUUAGAAGACUCUUUGCUCUUGAUGUAAUGUAAGCGUAAUUUCUUGUAUUCUUUUUUCUACGGGAAUAUAUUUUUAAAAGAAAUGUUCUUAAUUUAAAUAAAGAAAAAUCAAAUUUAAAAGUGAUAUUUGGCUAAUCUAAGUCUUUCGAAU